This is a messenger RNA of Neoarthrinium moseri, 753 nucleotides long. RefSeq lists its product as uncharacterized. Gene Ontology annotation, molecular function: structural constituent of ribosome. Bases 1 to 753 code for a protein of 250 amino acids. Gene Ontology annotation, cellular component: mitochondrial small ribosomal subunit. NCBI's taxonomy places the organism in Eukaryota, Fungi, Ascomycota, Sordariomycetes, Amphisphaeriales, Apiosporaceae. The transcript is spliced from 2 exons. The record is from RefSeq and is a predicted model, not a curated record.
AUGGUGCGCAGGCCCGCCCAGCGGCAGGUGCGCCCGGCGCGGAUUUACCAGACCGUCACGACCCUGAUGGAUCACCGCGUGCAGCCGAGGAUCAAGGUCCAGAAGCCCGUCUGGUACAACGUCGUCGAGUCCAUACCGCCCUCCGAGGUCGUCACCCGGCCCCUGCCGCCCCAGCACAAGACCUGGAGCCCCAAGAUCCGCAAGGCGAGCAGGUUAUUCCAGCCCCAGCAGCUCGUCUUCGAGGAGGAUGCCCUGCGCAAGCGCUUCUUCAAAGACCACCCCUGGGAGCUGGCCAGGCCGCGCAUGAUCAUCGAGGCCGACGGAAAGGACGCCCAGCGUUGCGACUGGAGCAAGGGGCUUAAGCAACCUGGAAUACCAUUGAGCGGCGAGUCUGUCGUCCAACGCCAGCUGUGGCGAAUGCACAACAUCCCUGGCAUGACCCAGGAGGAGGCCUACGACCUGACCCGGAAGGAGUUCUACCGCCUGCGACAGGAGGAAGACAUUGAGAGGAGGGUGGCCGUGGAGGAGGCCCGCAUGGUCGGCUCCUACUUCGGCCAGUCGUACCUGCAAGUGGGCAUGCACCUCGAGGACCUGGAGCACGAGAGGUGGAAGAAGUGGGCCCUGAGCGAGAUGACCAAGAUCCGCGGCGAGCAGCAGGAGGCCUACAGUGGCACGGUCGACGACGCCGUGGCGGACCCGCAAGACGAGGACUUGGAACAGCUGACCGAGACUAUCAAGGAGAUGGCGGCUUAG